Zerene cesonia (dogface butterfly) is the source of this 9229-nucleotide messenger RNA. RefSeq names its product phosphatidylinositol 4-kinase alpha (gene Pi4KIIIalpha). The transcript is spliced from 39 exons. Gene Ontology annotation, molecular function: 1-phosphatidylinositol 4-kinase activity. The coding region runs from base 114 to 6512 and encodes 2132 amino acids. Gene Ontology annotation, cellular component: cytoplasm; plasma membrane. The record is from RefSeq and is a predicted model, not a curated record. Gene Ontology annotation, biological process: phosphatidylinositol-mediated signaling; phosphatidylinositol phosphate biosynthetic process. Lineage: Eukaryota; Metazoa; Arthropoda; Insecta; Lepidoptera; Pieridae.
GAUAUCACUUCAGCCCGUGCAAUAGUGGCUAAAAUUUUGAAGACUAUAUCUAUUCCUAAUUUUUGAAUUAGAAAUGUAUGGUAGCGAAACGAGACUAAAUAGGUAAUCGAAAAAUGGACGAAAACGAUUUCUUCAGGCAAACGGUCCAGCAUUUAGCGAGAUGUCUCUCUUGUUUAAACCCAACACCUUGGGAAAAGGUGAACACACUGUUCAUGCUAUGCCCUCAAGUAAGCUCACCAUUUGUUGUGACUCCACGCAGCCAAGAGGCCAGCAUUGCUCUUGGACUGUACUUCCUACAGAGUGGGCUUCAGCACCAGGAGAAGCUCUUGCCAUAUUUCCUGAAGGUGUUAAAAUGUCUCUCUAACGCUCAGUUUCAAGAGCCCAUGUGUAGAGUGAAAUCUGGAGACCGUAUUCCUAUGUCAGAGAAAUUUAGCUUCUGUCUAAACACAUUGCUCUCUGAUGUCGCCUCGAAGAACCCUUCGCUGCGAGAAGAAAUCACCACAGCUCAAAUUGAGCUCAUGUCAAAUCUCACAAAGAUAAUAAUCACGUGUUUCGAAAGCAAAGACUACAGCAAAACAGUAUCGAAGCUGCAACUGUGUAAAAGCACAAUACCUAUAUUGAUAGGUUUAGCGCGGUCUAUGGGCAGAUAUGCAACGGUCGAACCGUCGCUAUUGUGUCGAUUAUUUCCUCAACCAAGUAGCCCAGUGAGAACGAAGGAACCAGAACCAAAUUUCGAAUACGCCACCCUCGAUAAGAAAAGGCGUUUCAAUCAAUUCAGACCAAUCAUACCGCGUUCGCUGUCGGGGAAUUUGAACCCAAAUUUUGAGAGCAUAGUUGAAAAUGGUAGCGACACGGUUGACAGUGGUUGCGGUACAUUAAAACGGAGCUCUCUCCAGAGCUACCACUCCGUACCUUACGAUCCGACUACGUAUUUCUUUCACAAGUUCGGAUCUAGUUUUAACCAGUUUCCGUACAUGCGGUUUCCUGAAUCCCCUGAAAAGAGGGUAAGCGUACCGUUUUACGUAACAUACCUGCAGUCGAUAUUGUCGUUGGCCAAAAAGUUAUUGACGAGAGAGCUAUUAGCGUUCUUGGAUGAAGAGGCAGAAGAUAUUCAUGCGUCUGGACAAAUACAAGUAUUUCCGUAUAAAUCGUUUUCAGAAACAUUGAAUUUAGUUAUGGUGACAUUACUACGUGAUAUUCUUCAGAAUCAAAAAGAUUUACCCGGUCCAUUUACGAAGGAUGUACAGGAAUUCGUAAAAUGCUUAUUCCUGAGUGGACAAACAGAGUUACAGAGUCGACAUCAUGAUGCCUCCGAGAAGGAAGAUAGGGAGACCAACUUUGCCACUGUGAAUAAAUUUAAAGUUAAUGUUAUGGCCAAUUCGGCGUGUGUUGAUUUAUUGGUAUGGGCAAUUGGCGAUGAAACCGUGGAUGAAGACUAUGAUGUUCCAGCUCUUUUAAAUGCUCUCACGAUACUAAUAGGAGCCGAUUCAUUAUGUGGUCGAUUGACAGAGAAAAUCAAUUCAAACCACAAUCACAAGUUGAUAUUAGCUCACAUGCCGUUGCUUAUGGUUUGCUUAGAGGGUCUCGGAAAAUUAGCAACAAAAUUCCCUACAAUAGCGAAUACAUCCAUAUAUUGCUUGCGUGACUUCCUAGUCACCCCAUCUCCAAUACUUUUUAAGCUGCACAAGCUGGAGCUCGAAAGGUCUGGUAAAGACCAUAUAAAGGCUACGCUACAAAGCAAAGAAGUGCCGGGCGUGACGGACACGGGUGCGCCCGUGAAGUCGACACCGUUCGAGAAGCUUCGAGACGCGGCGAUAGAGAACCUGUGCGUCGCGCUGGAUGCCGCGCUCUCCGUGGACCCUUAUUGCGUUCCGGCCCUCGUUGGCUCCGUCAGUAACCGCCUGUUCACCGCGGAGACUAGUGAUAGUGAGUCCUCGUUAAUCAGUACAAACAUCGUAAUAAUGUUGGGACACGUCGCGGUCGCACUGAAAGACACACCAAAGACAACGGACACCAUUUUGCAAUUCUUUCAACAGAGGUUGUGCCGAUCACCGUCUUCCCUCGACACGUUGAUAGUAGACCAAUUGGGGUGCAUGGCCCUAGCGAGUCCGGAAGGGCCGGCCCACGAUGAGAUCAUGAGGAUGUUCACAGUGAUCACGGUGGAGGCUGCGAGCGCCGCGUAUCAGCAUACUGACGAUAGGAAACAGUAUCGUCACGUAUCGGGCGCGGUACUGAACGCGCUCGCGAACAUAGCGGCGAACGUGCGCGGCACGAACGCGCGGCACGAGCUGCUCAUCCGGCUGCUGGAGCUGUUCGUGCAGCUGGGGCUGGGCGGCGAGCGGGCCACGGACAGGUCGCCGGCACCGGUGCUGAAGGCGUCUGGAAGUGCUGGGAACCUGGGCGUACUUAUACCCGUUAUAGCGGUUCUCGUAAAAAGAUUGCCGCCAAUAAAAAAUCCCAAACCACGAUUGCACAAGCUCUUCAAAGACUUUUGGUUGUAUUGCGUCGUAAUGGGCUUCACGGCCGCUGAAUCAGCCAUGCGAAAGCGACUGUGGCCGCAAGAAUGGUAUGCGGGGGUAAAGGAAAUAGCCGUAAAAUCGCCCUAUCUCGUAUCUCAGACGUCGUUGCGCUCUGAAAUGAGAACGUAUCAAUAUACGUCGGCGGUAAGGAACGAUUCGGUGUCGAUAAAUGAGUUGCAAGAGUUGAAAACGCAGAUUUUGAACCUGUUAGACCACCAGCCGGAUGUCACGGUGAUUGUUAAUAAGUUGACCUUUGCACCCUGUAUGUAUCUGCUUAGCGUCUAUUGGCUGGAGUCUUUGAGAGUGGCUAAUUCUCCAGAGCCAAGCUUGCAGCCGAUUAUUGAGUAUUUGAGUGACACGGCGCUGCAAAAGGACAAAAGCAGUAUGUGGCAAUGUGUUGCGAGCGUGGGCGACAAAGUAUUCCAGAAGUUUCUGGACGUAAUGUCCGCGAAAGUGAAGGACGAGUCGAGGGAGAGGGAGUUGGAAUUGCACGCACAAUUUUUACUCGUGAAUUUCAACCAUAUCCACAAACAAAUAAGGCGUGUAGCUGAUAAGUGGUUGGCGGGGCUGGUUGAUAGGUUCCCUCAUUUAUUGUGGAACUGUCGGGUUCUAUGGUCUAUGUUGGAUAUAUUGCAAGUAUUAAGCUUCAGUUUAGAGUUGGACCCGAACCAAGAGACUCCGCUAUUGAAAGUACCCGAUACCGACUUCACGUUGCAACUUCAAGACACAUUAGAAGGAAGAGAGUGCAUCGUAAAAGACUUUGCGGAUCGCUGUGAAGGUAUAGUCAAAGAAGCGAUGAAAUGGGCGCCGCAGUCGACCAGAUCGCACCUUCAGGAAUAUUUGAAUCAAGUUCCAAACUCGACGCUCUGGCACCACUGCGGUCUAGCUCUGGCCAUUGGCGCGUUGUUAGGUGCCCCAGGCCUCAAUAGAAUGUCUACUCCACUUCCCCGAGCGGCGUUGGAUAAACGGCCGCCCUGUGUUACCCAAGAUUCGGCGGCCCUAUUGGCGGUUGUGUCGCAGAGGAGUCGGUAUGUUGGAGAGAUCGCAGGAUCAGUGACCGCUGAAGGUGGGGGCGAAGCGGCGCUAUGGCGAGUUGGCAGCCGCUUGCACGCAGCGCUGAAGGAAGCCUGCGCCAGCGGGAGUGAAACGGCGCACCGUACAGCGCUGUGGCGCUGCACAGCGCUGCUCGUGCACGCUAGAACGUUCUCGGUCGGCACUAACUAUGUGUCAGCUACAGCGCGCGCUCUGCUGCAUGGCGUUGCUUGGUCACAAGUGGACAUAUUCACCGAAGACGCAGUGACGUCAGCGGUAGAGUGCUGGCAAUGGCUGACUACAUCACGACCAGACUUGGAGCUGAGAUUGUUGCAAGAGGUGUUCGCAGCUUGGCUGACCACUGUGGACCGGAAAAUGGGGCUGUUCGCUAAACAGGCGGAUGAGAUCAGCCCACUAGCUGCGUAUGAAGGUGCAAAACUUGAACCCCGCCCACCUUUCGUAGCUCCGCAUGCUGUAUGGGUCCGAUACUUGUGCGAAGUGGCUGAAACAGCUAAAUACAAUAGCUUGGAGAAGGUUGAAAUGCUGGCCAGUCUUCUGCACAGGAGUUUACCUAUAACCGUGGGCGAUGUGCGCGAUCAUAUAAACAGACACGUCGACGCUGUUGGAGUUAGAUUUAAAUUGCUGUCCUGCGGCCUGUCACUCCUCCAAGGGGACAUACUGCCGCGCUCGUUGGCUCGCAACAUCCUCCGCGAGAGGGUGUAUUCGGUCUGCUUGGACUACUUCUGCAGGGGGUUGCAGUGCCCAGCCAAGGGCUCGGCGGCCCUCAGGGAGGAUAUCAUAUCCCUGAUCAAAUUCUGGCAGUUGAUGCACUCGGACAAGAAGUACUUGAAGAGCAGCGAUAUUGGAGCUGACUUCGAGCUGAUGCACGGUCCGAGCAGUCAGCAGAGUUUGUACACGUCGAACUCGCCGACGGACAACAGGUCGUCGGUGAAUAGCAGCGACAUUGGUAAUAGACAGACCACGGGCUGGAUUAAUACAGUGCCAAUGUCAACAACGACAUUAAGCAGUGGUGCUGGCAGUAUCGCCGGUAAGAGGUCGAAUAGAAGUGUGAAGCCUCCCACGAAAACGCAAGAUCCCUUCGUCAAAGACUACGUGCGAAAGAGGAACCUUAUACUGGAGUUGAUGGCGGUAGAAAUCGAGUUUCUAGUCACGUGGCACAAUCCCCACGGUAGGCCAGAGCAGGCGGUGCCGGGUGAAGACAAUAUAGCGACGUGGCGCUCCAAGCCCAACACGGAGCGGACGUGGCGCGACUACACCAAACUAGCCUGGGAUAUCAGCCCGACUUUGGCUGUGUUUUUGCCUGAAAGACUUAAAAACGAAGGUAUAGUAGCGGAGAUCAAGCGAAAGGUGCAAUCGCAUCCGACGGCCGUCUGUCACGUACCACAAGCUCUUAAGUAUCUAGUCACUACGGAGACGCUGCUAAAUGAUGCACACGAGCUGGUGCACAUGGUGACGUGGGCGCGCGUGAGCCCGGUGGAGGCGCUGGCGUACUUCAGCCGGCAGUACCCGCCGCACCCGCUGUCGGCGCAGGCCGCCGUCAGCACGCUCACCUCCUACCCGUCCUCCGCCGUGCUGCUGUACAUCCCGCAGCUCGUGCAGGCGCUGCGCCACGACACCAUGGGUUAUGUAUCAGAGCUGAUAAAGUCACUGGCGAAGAAGUCGCAAGUGGUGGCGCACCAGCUCAUUUGGAACAUGCACACCAACAUGUACACUGAUGAAGAGAUGCAUAAUAAAGAUACCGCACUAUUCGACAUAUUAGAAGGACUAACUAAAAAUAUCGUGGAUGGGCUCUCUGGACCCGCUAAAGCGUUCUAUGAACGGGAAUUCGACUUCUUCAGUCAAAUAACCAAUAUUAGUGGUAUUAUACGUCCGUAUCCUAAAGGUGCCGAAAGGAAGAGCGCUUGCUUGGAAGCCCUCAAGAAUAUUAAAGUACAACCCGGCUGUUACCUUCCGUCAAACCCAGAUUCAAUGGUCAUUGACAUUGAUUAUAAGAGUGGUACUCCUAUGCAAAGUGCGGCAAAAGCGCCGUACCUAGCAAGAUUCCGAGUGCGCAAAUAUGGGAUAGCAGAGAUGGAGGCUACAGCUAUGGCUAUUGCUUCAGGGGAAGAACCGCCAGCAGAGGAGGGCAAAGACAGGUUCACAUCAAUAGCUCAAGAGGUGUGGCAAGCGGCCAUAUUCAAAGUAGGCGAUGACGUGCGGCAGGACAUGCUCGCGCUGCAAGUUAUAUCCCUGUUCAAGAAUAUAUUUCAGCAAGUCGGCUUGGAUCUCUACCUCUUUCCAUAUAAGGUGGUUGCGACAGCGCCUGGGUGUGGCGUGAUAGAAUGCGUACCGAACGCGCGGUCCAGGGAUCAAUUGGGCAGACAAACGGACAUCGGGAUGUACGAGUAUUUCAUUAAAACGUAUGGCGAUGAGACCACUAGAGAGUUUCAGGCUGCUAGACGGUGCUUCGUGACGUCGAUGGCGGCGUACAGCGUCAUAGGAUUCUUGCUGCAAAUAAAGGACCGGCACAAUGGCAACAUCAUGCUGGAUACAGAUGGACAUAUAAUACAUAUUGACUUCGGAUUCAUGUUCGAAUCAUCGCCCGGCGGUAAUCUCGGCUUCGAGCCGGACAUCAAGUUGACAGACGAGAUGGUGAUGGUGAUGGGAGGCAAGAUGGAGGCGCCGGCGUUCCGCUGGUUCUGCGAGCUGUGUGUACAGGCGUUCUUGGCUGUCAGGCCAUACCAAGAAGCAAUAAUAUCAAUGGUGUCGCUCAUGCUAGACACGGGGCUGCCAUGUUUCCGCGGUCAAACCAUCCGUCAAUUGCGCUCCCGUUUCGCGCCAAAUUCAACGGAAAAGGAAGCGGCCGCAUACAUGCUGUCAGUCAUACGAAAUUCGUUCUUAAACUUCAGAACGAGAACUUACGACAUGAUACAAUAUUACCAGAAUCAAAUACCUUACUGAUUUUUCGGCAUAUGGGUUAGUUUGGUGGUGAAUCGGCGAUUGACUUUUGUUCUUCAUAGCUUUAUAGGAAAGGCGGACUUACGGAUAUGGUUGUUGUAUUUAAUGUAAUAUCAUUUGCCAAAUGGAAGGUUUUAAUGGUUUGUGGGAAGUUAAACGGAGCACUUAAUUCGUCCUUUAUUAGAAGAAUUAAUAUGAUAGAAUAUCUCUGGUGUUGUAAGUGUUAACCAAAAAUUGUUACGAAUCAAGCUAUUUAAUUACUAAUUUCUAAUAAUUAUGUUCAGAAAUGCUUUUUUAAAGAAUUGGUGCAUGAGUGCAUGUUACAUAGCUGACUCGCCUAUACAUAUCUAUUUUAAUUUAAUUUGCUUUUAAAGAACAUGUCUAAUAAGUGGUUAUCUUUAAAAUAAACCAAGAAGGGAAAGAGAAAAAAGAUGAUAUUUGUUGUCUAAACUAUAUUCCACUAAAAUAUAGAUUCCUAAAUGCUAUUCUCAAAACACGGUUGUUGUUAAAAAAGAGAGAAGCACUACAUAUUUCUGAAAAAUCAUAGAACAGCUAACUAAAGUACAAAUUAAAUGAAAAAUAAAAGUUAUUACUUUUCGCUAAUACUCUAUCCAUAAUAUUCCAAGUGUCUCUCUUAUGAAAUUUAAGUACAUAUUAUAUCUUUAAAAAAGUAGACACGAAACUAUAUAUAUUUUUUAAUUAAAAUAUUGAAAAAUACGUGCUAUAUAAAUUUAAGAUCAAUAUCAUUGUAUUACAGGUUACAUCCCGAGUUGAAUUUGUGUGUUAGUCCACUAUACUAGUAGUUGGCUUUUAAUUAUGAGAAAAGGUAUACACCUUAUACUUUCUUCCUAAAGGAAUAUUUGUUUUUAAUAAAAUUUUGUUCUAUGGACUUAAACCUUCUCGUCCUAAUAACGUUUUCCUAACUAUCGAUUAUUGAUUAAUUGGUCGUUUUUCAGUUUAGAUAAAGUUAAUGUUUGAUUUUUUUAUUACAUUCCACAUAGCAACUACAGAUUAAAUAAUAAUUGAAUGUUUUUAAUAGUUCAAUUUUCAAUCAGCUUUUUCAAUAUUUAUUAAUAACAUAAACAUUUAAGAAACGCAAUGCUUAUUAAAGUUAAAUUUUAAUGCAAACCGACAAAGUAUGGGUUAGUUAGUCGAGUUUCUAUAAAACUAAUAUUUUCCUCCUUAAAUUUCCCAACUGAUUGUAAAGAGACUUUCAGAAAGAAAAAGGGCCACCUCUUCGUGAACAUUCGUUCAUUGUUCUUUAAUAUAAUUAUUUUCCUAAACCUACAAUGCUGGCUUUUAAUGUUUUUUUUUAUUCAUUUUAUAUUUCUAACCAUUAUAUUAUGUACUUGGAAAUGUACGAAAAGAAUUGCGUUUUAAAAUAUAAAAAUAAAAUAAUAUUUUUAAUAAAUCAUCGAUUUUUGAUUCUGCUUCAUGGAAUUUUAUAAAUUUAAGUGAAUAUAAUUAUAAGAAUAGCAUUAUUGCAGAGAUUGCUUUAUUCUAAGCUUCAGUUACCAAGUUGUAUCCAAUUGCCCCAAAACUAUUAUUUUUAAUUGUUUACUUUUAAAUGUAUUGGAACAUCCACCUCGCCUUGAGAAUUAUGUACUGCUUUCAUAAGUUUGUGAUCGUAAAAAACAAAUAUCGGACAAAAAUACUCUUUAUAUAUAAAAUAUUAUUGUUAUAAUCGUUUAAUGUUGUAUCGACGUCGCCUAUUCGUUUCCAUAGUAUUUAUAUUUAAAUUGGGAUAGUAAAAGUCGAGUAUACUAAUUUACUUUAAUGUUUGUUUAUCGAUUUAUUGUCCAGUGAGAAAUAACAAAUACCAAUCAUACCUAUCCACGUUUUGCAUUAUUGAAAAUUGUUAUUUAUUAAACUUAAACUUUAGUCAUUAAUGUAAAGUACUUAUUAUUACUCUAUCUAAGUAAUUACAUAAUUUGUAUUUAAUACAACGUGCUUUAUUUAUGUAUUAUUUAUUUUAAUUUAUAUAGUAUUUCAAACCAAAAUAGACACGGAGCACUAUAAACAUACAAUAAAACUGAAUUGCCUUUGAUUAUUUACCGGUCUACAGUGAGUAUUUUUCGAUACGUUGAAAAAUUAAGCCAACUCUGGGCCUAUAAUUAUAACACAGAUAAAAUUAGGUAAGAUAUGACGCAAGUGUACGACAAAGCUGUCACGCACACAAGCUUACAAUUAUUGGUCCAGUGACCAUUUUGACACACUGAUGUCUAUUCAGUAUUUAAUCAAAGGUAAUAAUGUAAAAGGGUUAUAAAUACAUAUUGAGUCAGAGGCGCAUACUAUACGUACUUGUAUUAUUAAGGUUCUAGAAAUAUUUGUAUUAAAGUGAUUAUUUCGAUGAUAUGAAUGUAGAUAAAUUUGUUACAUAUAGUUCCAAUUGUUGAUCAUGUCGAUAUUCUAUUAAAUUAUAAGAAUGAUUUCAAUAAAUGUAUUUUAAUUAUUAUUGCUAUAACAUUUACAUUGUCGUUUUAGAAGUAUCAAUGGCAACACUGUUACACUUUUUUCUAUUUACAAUUUUUUUUUAAACUGUGUUGAUACUUGAUACUAAUUUUAAUAUUGAUUUGUUGAAGGUAAUUCUACCUAUUGUGCUACUUCAUUUCAAGUAUUGUAACAUUGUUGCCGUGCAUAUACCAAUAUAAAUGUUUGGACAUUCCUCUAUGAAAUAUAUAGCAAUUUGUUGUUGGUAUUGAUAAAUAUAUGGUAAAGGU